UAGAAAUGGUGAAUAUAGACACGAUACAAAAGAAUUAUCCGCUGCACUGGCUCAUAUGGAAUAACAACUAUGUAGAACUGGAAGAGGAGUUAUUUUCGAAGCUGCAUGAUGUAGAAAUGCCUGACAACAGAGGCAGAACACCAUUAAUGUUAGCUGUUACUUUGGGCCAUAGUGAAUGUGUUGGGAUGUUAUUACAACAUGACGCUAAUGUCAACACAGAAAAUACUCAAGGGUGGACUGUGGUCCAAGAAGCAGUUGGAACAGGAAAUCCUGAACUAUUGCAGAUGGUGCUAGCACAUAGGGAUUAUCAAAGAUAUUGCAAUCGGGUAGCCGGUAUUCCAGAAUUACUUCAUAAACUUAAACAAGCUCCAGAUUUUUAUGUAGAAAUGAAAUGGGAAUUUACUAGUUGGGUUCCCCUUGCAUCGAGAAUGUGUCCUAGCGAUACGUACAAAGUAUACAAACAAGGCAGUAACGUGAGAAUUGAUACAACGUUACUGGGAUUCGAUCACGCGAACUGGCAACGCGGAAAUCGUAGUUACGUCUUCAAAGGACAAAAUGAUGGAGCAACAAUGAUGGAAGUCGAUCAUGAAACAAGAAAAGUAUAUGUCGAGCAUAUGAAAUUGAUAGAUGUGCAGAAUAUACAAUUAAUGGAACCCUCCGAGGAAGGUGUAUUAGCUCGCCUUACGAAUCCUAUAGUUACUACGUACAUAGACACGGAUAAAAUUAGUUUCGAACGCAAUAAGGCUGGUUUGUGGGGCUGGCGGUCAGACAAAAGCGAAACAGUAAAUGGGCACGAUUGUAAGGUGUUCAGUGCGAGUAAUGUAGAAUUAAUAACGAAAACUCGAUUAGAACAUUUAUCAGAGCCAGAUAAAGUAAGGGCUCGAGCUCCUCGUACGCCGCUUCACUCGUUUCUUGGCAUAGCGGAACAACAACCAGAGAAUUGUAUUAAUGCAACUACUAGUGAAGAAUAUAACAAUGUUGGAAAUCCUUCUAACAUCACGGCCGAAGAGUAUUUUGAUCCAGAUGUUGAUCUAAAUGGAAGGGAUAUAGGUAGACCAAAGGAAGUUAAUACAAAAAUUCAAAAAUUCAAGGCAACUCUGUGGCUUAGCGAAGAAUAUCCAUUGAGCCUUCAAGAACAAAUAAUGCCGAUCGUCGACCUGAUGGCAAUAUCUAGUUCACAUUUUGCGAAAUUAAAAGAUUUUAUUCAAAUGCAGUUGCCGGCUGGAUUUCCUGUUAAAAUUGAAAUACCUCUGUUUCAUAUAUUAAAUGCGAGAAUUACGUUUGGAAACAUUUUUGGCAUGGAUCAGGAAGUACCUCAUGUAGAUUAUUUGCAAGAAACUAACAGGAUGACUUGUUUAGUCGAUGAUACUUGUUUUGAAGUACCAACGGGCUAUGCAAAACUAGGUGCUGAAGUUCGUACUCAAUUCAGUACUGAAGAAGAAGACGAUCUAUUACAGUUUGCUAUCCAACAAAGUUUAUUGGAAGCUGGAAGUGAACGUGAUGAGGUCGAUAUAUGGGAAGCAUUGAAAGCACAGAAACCAUCUCGACCAACAACACCCAAUAUGACUACAGAAGAGGAGCGGCAGCUUCAAAGAGCCAUUCAGGCCAGUCUGGCGCUGUACCAGGAGAGUACUGCUGCGUGUGCGAGCGGUCGAAGUGAUACCAGCAGAACUAGCGACGGGGAGGAUCCUGACGCGCUCGAGGGCACUGCAGAACAAUUGAGACUGGCAUUAAGAUUGUCGGAACAGCAGCAACUCGAGGAAGAGCAACGCCGGUUGCUGGAAGAAGAAACAUUUCGGCAAGUGUUGGAGCUGUCCCUUACAGACAAGUGAACUGUACAAUGUGUAAUAGUCUUCAAAUGAAAUUCGAUCAAGUUGUACUUCCACGACCACGAGAAAUCUUCCGGCCGCGAAGUGUCGAGACUGUGGAAUAAGAAGUAUUUCCUAUGACUCAUGAAGUGCAUCAUUUGGCAGCGAUUCUUGUUACAGAGAGCAGUAUUAAGUUCCAUCGGCUAUAAAGUAAUCAAAGGCACGAUCAGCCGUUCUUGAAUAGUUAGUGGAAAAGGUAUUGUAUAGUCGUAAGAUCAACUAAUAAUAGCUAAAGUACUCGUGUUUCGGGCGUUGGGGCAGAAGAAUUGGUUAAAACAUAGCUUCCAUUGACUAUAUUAUUUAGCCGAGAGAAACCUAAGUCAUGUUCUCUAAUAAGAAUCGCUACUAGCCAUUGUAUAUUGAGAAAUAAAACUGUUGCUUGCAACAGAUAUUUGUUAUUAUGGCAAAUAGUUACAGCAUAAGGUCGAAUGGUGAAUAACAUAUAUAAUAUUAACUAUGAAAGUAAAGGAUUUAACUUAUGUUAUUUAUUUCUUAGCUACAUUUUAUAUGAAAGGAACGGUUUAGUAGUAUACGAGGAUCAUGGUAUGUAACAAUAAGAAGUCUUGAAAAUUACAAUCGGUCUGGUGGAAUAUGUCGGAACAUUUUUCUUCGAGUCUGAAAUUCUAUCGUUAUUCAAUCAAAUAAAACUCACUUAGUUGAAAG
Messenger RNA from Dufourea novaeangliae, 2531 nucleotides. Its product is annotated as ankyrin repeat domain-containing protein 13D. The transcript has 13 exons. The coding region runs from base 6 to 1832 and encodes 608 amino acids. The record is from RefSeq and is a predicted model, not a curated record. Gene Ontology annotation, cellular component: cytoplasm. NCBI's taxonomy places the organism in Eukaryota, Metazoa, Arthropoda, Insecta, Hymenoptera, Halictidae. Gene Ontology annotation, molecular function: protein binding.